Molecule: messenger RNA, 898 nt
Organism: Nymphalis io (European peacock)
Lineage: Eukaryota; Metazoa; Arthropoda; Insecta; Lepidoptera; Nymphalidae
Gene: FaMeT7
Exons: 5
Coding region: 131-814 (227 amino acids)
Source: RefSeq, a predicted model, not a curated record
GAUAAAAGUAUGUCUCUGAUAAAGUCGGUAAAAGAUAAAUUUUUCCAGUGCUCCUUAAAAUCGCAAUAGCGCAUUUGAGGAAACAAUAGUGUUUUUGUAUUUUUGUUUACGUUUUUUAAGACUCUUCAAUAUGUCAUACAAUCCUCCCCCAAGCGGUCCUCCCCCGUACUACGGUUACCCUCCACCACCGAGCGCUGCACCUGGAUCUUUCACCUAUGUACCAGCACCGGUCAUGAUGCCGGUAUACCCCCCACAUCACGAAAUCAGCACGCAGCCUGCCUAUGUUACAAAUUACAUUUAUCCACCUCAACCAGCGCCUGAACCAGUACAAGUGGUAGAAAAUGUUGAGCCUCCAGCGGAACUCAUAGAUUGGGUGCCAGCGACACCUGCAACAGCUCAGACGCUUUAUGGCAAAGCUUACGUAGCUGGUAGAGAGGGGUGGGAUGGUAGUCCAUUAUGGGCUAUCCGCGCUCACCAUAACGGAAAUUUAGUUCCUGGCAAGCUAGCUAUUAAACAUAAAGCGGCUUACAUACCAUUUGCCGGUAAAGAAAUACCGGUGCACAAUUUUGAGGUGCUAUGCGCCCCAAGCUACGCAGUGCAUUGGGUGCCGGGCAAUCAGGGACAGGUGCCUCCUAACGCGAUCAUCGCUGGCAACACUCAUACAGCCGAACCUUUGUACCUUGGCAGGGCACGCCACAGGGGAUCUUUGUCUCCUGGCAAGAUUCAUGCCAGCCACGGAUGUUGCUACAUUUCGUUUAGUGGAUCAGAAGUGUCGUACAAACAGUACGAGGUUCUCUGCAGAACGGAAGGCUAACUGAAGUUUAUCGAAACUGUUUAAAAAGAAAAGAUAUCACGAGCCUUUUGUAAAAAAUAAAACCAUUUUUUUAUUUUAAUAUUA